AUGAUUGAAACGGAGAAUGGAAUUAUUCAAAUGAAAAAUGAAAAAGAAGACAGCCUGUACAAAAGCAAAAAUAGAGCUUUAUCUCACAUCGAUGUCGCUACAAAAAGCAAAAGAAGUGUGAAACGAUCGAAGGGACAAUUACGAGUUAAAUGUCCUGAAAGGAGCCUCUCAGAUAUCGAAGAGACCUGUCCGACAGAAACAUCACGCAUACUUUUGAAAUAUGAAUGUUGUAUUCAGUGCCCAGGACAGGAAACCGGUUACGGCUGUGAAGUGCACAACUGUACCGCUGUCUCCGAUUGCUUGUCUAUAGACCUCUCAACUCGAUCUGUUCCUUCCGUUCAUUUGGAUCUUUCAAGAGCUCAAUUAUCCGUUCUGCCGAGUAACAUAUUCCAUAGAUUGCCUAAUCUGACCUCCAUUAAUCUGUUCAACAACAACAUCUCUGUUCUUCCUGUUAACGUGUUCAAUGAUCUUCAUGAACUUACUAGUCUUACAUUGAAUAGCAAUAAUUUGACAGUCCUUCACAAUGAUCUGUUCGCUGGACUUACUAAACUUUCUAAUCUCCGUUUGGGCUACAACAAAAUCAAAUUUCUCACUCAUAAUAUCUUUAGUGGACUUUCGCAACUUUCCAGACUCGAUCUGUCCGCAAAUGAGCUAGUAACAGUCCCUAAUAAUGUGUUUGGUGAUCUGUCGAAACUUACCUCCCUUUCUUUGUCCAAUAACCUUAUUAUAGACCUCCCCUACAAUACAUUUAGUGGAUUAUCUGACCUGACUAAUCUAUAUAUGUCAGGUAAUAAGAUAACUACUCUUCAUCACAGCGUGUUUGAUGGACUUUAUAAUCUUACAGAUUUAUACCUGAAUAAUAUAACAAAACUGCCAAAUUCUGUGUUUCAUGGCCUGUCAAAGCUCACUCGCUUAAUGCUUGUGGGUAAUUAUAUUUCAGAUCUCCCCCACGACGUGUUUCGUGGGCUUAAUGAACUUACUGAACUCAGUCUUGGCGAUAAUAACAUAUCAGUUUUACCUCAUGAUGUAUUUUUUGGGUUAACAAAGCUUACUACACUACACCUGUCUGAUAAUAAUUUAGUGGAAAUCCCGUUUGAUCUUCUCGUUGGAUUAUCCAAACUUUCUUCGUUUCAUUUGCAUAAUAACACAAUUAAGAGUAUUCCCCGUAACGUUUUCACCGGAGUAAUGGGUGGCAGGGAGCGGUACCAAUGGAAUAAGGAGCCCGGAUUUGCCUUGCCUUUAAACCUUCAAAUACUUGAUGUAGGAAACAAUGAACUUAAACAUUUACCAGAUCUACCAAGAAAUUUAACUGAAUUAAAUAUAAUAAGAAACAAAUUAAAUGUAGAAGAAAACAUGUUUAAGGGUUUGGAUAAUUUACAAAAACUAUGGACCGAUGUACCUUUUAUGUGUUGUGUUAAGCCACCGUCUGUUAAGGAUGCCAAUUGUAUUGAAACACAACAUCAAAUUUGGACCUGUGAUUUAAAACCGGAGGAAUGUGGGUCAAAGGGUGAUGCGAUAUCUUCUUGUGAUGCUUUGGUUAGCUCCCAGAUAUUAAGAACGUGUCUUUGGAUCAUUGGAAUUUCUGCUUUAAUCGGAAAUGUCGUCGUGAUUGUCUACAGACUAUUCAUCGACAGGGAAAAUAUUACAAAGAACUACUCGCUUUUUACGUUGAAUCUGGCUAUAUCUGAUUUACUGAUGGGCGUAUACCUACUUAUAAUAGGUGCCGUUGAUGUGUAUUAUGACGGUGCAUAUGCAUGGAAUGACCGACAUUGGAGAAACAGUAUUUUUUGCACAAUGGCUGGCGUGUUGUCUAAUGUAUCCAGUGAAAUGUCAACUUUUCUGAUUCUGCUUGUAACGUUGGACAGACUUAUUGUCAUCAUGUUCCCUCUGUCCCGCCUCUCAAGAUGGAGUAUCACAUGGAAACCGGCUUUGAUUCUGUCCUUGUCUCUGUGGGUUGUUUCUAUCGCACUUGCAAUCAUCCCUAUUGUUGCUAUGCAAUCUUACUUCAGAGGAGAGUUCUACUCUCAAUCAAGUGUUUGUCUCGCCUUACCUUUGAGAAAAAGCGAUCGGCCAGGAACUGGGUAUUCUUUCGCAGUGUUUGUUUGCCUAAACAGCAUAAUCUUUGUUGCAAUAGUUGUUAGUCAAGUUUGUAUUUGCAAAAGUAUUAGAACAAGCAGUCGCCGAAUAACCUCAUCCCAGAACCGUCAAAGAGAGAUUUCUGUUGCAAGGACUUUGUUCUUUGUGGCUGCGACAGACUUUUGUUGCUGGUGUCCAAUCGGUAUCCUUGGUGUGGUAGCAAGAUGUGGAGUAGAAAUCCCGAAUGGAGUGUAUGCCUGGGUGAUGGUGUUUGUGUUGCCUAUCAAUGCUGCCAUCAAUCCGUUUCUGUACACUGCGUCAGCUGUUUGGAGAAGAAGACAGAAUGGAAUGAACAACAGUAGUCAGAAAAUAUCUGCGUUUGGUCAGAUAAUACCUUCGUUAAGAGAUACAGAACACAGGGAUGGGAGCCUCUCAGAUAUCGAAGAGACCUGUCCGGCAGAAACAUCACGCGAACUUUUGAAAUAUGAAUGUUGUAUUCAGUGUCCAGGACAAGAAACCGGAUACGGCUGUGAAGUGCACAACUGUACAGCUGUCUACGACUGCUUGUCUAUAGACCUCCCACCUUCCGUUUAUCUUCAUCUUUCAAGUGCUCAAUUAUCCGUUCUGCCGAUUAAUAUAUUCCAUAGAUUGCCUAAUCUCACCUCCAUUAAUCUGUUCAACAACAGCAUCUCUGUUCUUCCUGUUAACGCGUUCGAUGAUCUUCAUGAACUUACUAUUCUUACAUUGACUAGAAAUAAUUUGACAGUCUUUCAAAAUGAUCUGUUCGCUGGACUCACUAAACUUUCUUUUCUAAGUUUGGACUACAACAAAAUCAAAUUUCUCACUCAUAAUAUGUUUAGUGGACUUUCGCAACUGUCCAGACUCGAUCUGUCCUCAAAUGAGCUAGUAACAGUCCCUAAUAAUGUGUUUAGUGAGCUGUCGAAACUUACCUCCCUUUCUUUGUCCAAUAACCUUAUUAUAGACCUCCCCUACAAUACAUUUAGUGGAUUAUCUGACCUGACUAAUCUAUAUUUGCACAACAAUAGCAUAAGUUCCCUGCCUCAUAAUGUGUUUGACGAAUUAUACGAACUGAAGUAUAUCUUUUUGUACCAUAAUCAUAUCCUAAAUCUGCCAUGCAAUGUAUUCAAUGGUUUAUCAAAUUUAGCAUCCCUCAUACUUAACGAUAACAAUAUAUCAGAUCUCCCCCACGACGUGUUUCGUGGGCUUAAUGAACUUACUGAACUCAAUCUUGGCAAUACUAACAUAUCAGUUUUACCCCAUGAUGUAUUUUUUGGGUUAACAGAUCUUACAACGCUCCACCUGUCUGAUAAUAGAAUAAAACAUCUCCCACAUGAUCUGUUCAGUGGAUUGUCGAAACUGGAUUUCCUCUCAUUAUUCAAUAACAGCAUAACGGUUCUCCCAAAUAAUAUCUUUAGUGGUCUGGUGGAACUCAAAGUACUCGAUAUUUCACAUAAUAAUUUAGUGGAAAUCCCAUUUGCCAUGCCUUUAAACCUUCAAAUACUUGACGUAGGAAACAAUGAACUUAAACAUUUACCAGAUCUACCAAGAAAUUUAACUGAAUUAAAUAUAAUAAGAAACAAAUUAAGUGUAGAAGAAAACAUGUUUAAGGGUUUGGAUAAUUUACAAAAACUAUGGACUGAUGUUCCUUUUAUGUGUUGUGUUAAGCCACCGUCUGUUGAGGAUGCCAAUUGUAUUGAAACACAACAUCAAAUUUGGCACUGUGAUUGGAAACCGGAGGAAUGUGGGUCAAAGGGUGAUGCGAUAUCUUCUUGUGAUGCUUUGGUUAGCUCCCAGAUAUUAAGAACGUGUCUUUGGAUAAUUGGAAUAUCUGCCUUAAUCGGAAAUGUCGUCGUGAUUGUCUACAGACUAUUCAUCGACAGGGGAAAUAUUACAAAGAACUACUCGCUUUUUACGUUGAAUCUGGGUAUAUCUGAUUUACUGAUGGGCGUAUACCUACUUAUAAUAGGUGCCGUUGAUGUGUAUUAUGACGGUGCAUAUGCAUGGAAUGACCGACAUUGGAGAAACAGUAUUUUUUGCACAAUGGCUGGCGUGUUGUCUAAUGUAUCCAGUGAAAUGUCAACUUUUCUGAUUCUGCUUGUAACGUUGGACAGACUUAUUGUCAUCAUGUUCCCUCUGUCCCGCCUCUCAAAAUGGAGUAUCACAUGGAAACCGGCUUUGAUUCUGUCCUUGUCUCUGUGGGUUGUUUCUAUCGCACUUGCAAUCAUCCCUAUUGUUGCUAUGCAAUCUUACUUCAAAGGAGAGUUCUACUCUCAAUCAAGUGUUUGUCUCGCCUUACCUUUGAUAAAAAGCGAUCGGCCAGGAACUGGGUAUUCUUUCGCAGUGUUUGUUUGCCUAAACAGCAUAAUCUUUGUUGCAAUAGUUGUUAGUCAAGUUUGUAUUUGCAAAAGUAUUAGAACAAGCAGUCGCCGAAUAACCUCAUCCCAGAACCGUCAAAGAGAGAUUUCUGUUGCAAGAACUUUGUUCUUUGUGGCUGCGACAGACUUUUGUUGUUGGUGUCCCAUCGGAAUCCUUGGUGUGGUAACAAGAUGUGGAGUAGAAAUCCCGAAUGGAGUGUAUGCCUGGGUGAUGGUGUUUGUGUUGCCUAUCAAUGCCGCCAUCAAUCCGUUUCUAUACACUGCGUCAGCUGUUUGGAGAAGAAGACAGAAUAGUUUGUCUGCCCGAAAAACCACUGUUCAGACCACUUCCAUCAGCAAAUAA
Messenger RNA from Ylistrum balloti, 4815 nucleotides. RefSeq lists its product as uncharacterized. The transcript has 15 exons. Gene Ontology annotation, cellular component: membrane. Gene Ontology annotation, biological process: G protein-coupled receptor signaling pathway. Gene Ontology annotation, molecular function: protein binding; G protein-coupled receptor activity. Lineage: Eukaryota; Metazoa; Mollusca; Bivalvia; Pectinida; Pectinidae. The record is from RefSeq and is a predicted model, not a curated record. The coding region runs from base 1 to 4815 and encodes 1604 amino acids.